Messenger RNA from Thrips palmi, 1076 nucleotides. It is a transcript of the gene mRpL2, whose product is annotated as 39S ribosomal protein L2, mitochondrial. The record is from RefSeq and is a predicted model, not a curated record. Bases 92 to 1003 code for a protein of 303 amino acids. Gene Ontology annotation, biological process: cytoplasmic translation. NCBI's taxonomy places the organism in Eukaryota, Metazoa, Arthropoda, Insecta, Thysanoptera, Thripidae. Gene Ontology annotation, cellular component: ribosome. The transcript has a single exon. Gene Ontology annotation, molecular function: structural constituent of ribosome; RNA binding.
GUAAGUUUCUCAUACAGCAUGUCUUCUGCUAGAAGGGGGACCUAACCUCCUACAACAUAAAAUUCAUGGGAGGUUUUGACGCUAAACAAGGAUGUCUUUCUUCAUUACAACCGUAGCGUUUCAGUUGAAAGCUAUCAGUUCAUUGACGGCAACUUGUGGAAGCUGUAUAACUCAAGUUAGAUUCGCUCAGAAGAAGUUUCCCUCCUUGUACGACCAGCUGAAGAAACCUCGACCUGUGGCAGGAACACCUGGAGUUUGUCUCAAGCGGAUAGUAUAUUAUGAAGAUGAAUACACAGUGAAACCACUCAAAGUUAAAGGUCUUGGCGGUCGAGAUCCCGUCACUGGGAGGAAAAUAAUUCAAGGAUGGGGUGGUGGAAUCAAGCACAAAUACCACUGGGUUCAGUUCAAUCGACAAGGCCCAACCGAAGAUGUUCCACCAAUUGAGGAGAAGGUGAUACAACUUCUUUUCGAUGGAAAUAGAAGUGCAAGGCUGGCGCUUGUUGCCGGAGGAGAUCAACUGAAAUAUUACCUGGCAACAGUCAACAUGAAACCUGGUGAUAUUCUUCGUACGUCAAGCUACAUCCCACCUAUUCCCGUCACUCCGAAUGAAGGGGAUGCAUAUCCACUAGGUGCACUUCCAGAAGGUACUUUGGUGCACAACCUCCAGAAAACACCCUCUAGUGAUCAAAGAUUACUCCAUGCUGCUGGUACUUGUGGAACUAUCAUUAAGAAGUCUAAGGAGCAUGUCAUUGUCAAGAUGCCCUCAAAACAUGAAUUUUUAUUGGAUCCCAAGUGCAUGGCAUGCGUAGGUAGGAUAGGCAACCUGGAGCAUGCUACAACUCCUAUUGGAAGCGCUCCGAAGUGGAGGCAACUCGGAUUCCGUCCACGUUCUGGUCUGUGGCAGCGUAAAACUGGUCGAUUUGGUCGCAAGAUUCGUGCUCCCAAGAAAAUUGUUUGCCAGAAUACAAAGGUGCCCAUUCCUCGUUUCAACAUGGAUGAGUAAUUUAGGACUGGAAAAAAUUUAUACUGCUAUGUAAUUAAUGUAAAUUGAAAAUAAAUAUUGGCAUUUUGAUAAA